This is a messenger RNA of Trichoplax adhaerens, 3495 nucleotides long. RefSeq lists its product as uncharacterized. Lineage: Eukaryota; Metazoa; Placozoa; Uniplacotomia; Trichoplacea; Trichoplacidae. The record is from RefSeq and is a predicted model, not a curated record. The transcript has 19 exons. Gene Ontology annotation, biological process: DNA topological change; resolution of meiotic recombination intermediates; sister chromatid segregation. Gene Ontology annotation, cellular component: nucleus. The annotation marks the transcript as partial. Gene Ontology annotation, molecular function: DNA binding; DNA topoisomerase type II (double strand cut, ATP-hydrolyzing) activity; ATP binding.
AAGAAGAAGACUCCUAGCAAGAAAAACAAGCGAUUAUCUGUCGAAAGGAUCUAUCAAAAGAAAUCGCAAUUGGAACACAUACUCCUUAGACCCGAUACCUAUAUCGGAUCAGUUGAGCAUAUCACGCAAACUAUGUGGGUUAUCGAGGAUGGCAAGAUGAUGAAUAAGAGCAUUACUUAUCCUCCUGGCUUGUAUAAAAUCUUUGAUGAAAUUUUAGUUAAUGCCGCGGAUAAUAAGCAACGAGAUCCAAGGAUGGAUACCAUCAAAAUUACAAUUGACCCCGAAAACAACUUGCUUAAAAUUUGGAAUAAUGGGCGCGGUAUUCCAGUAGAAAUACACCGUGAAGAAAAUGUCUAUGUACCGACCUUAAUAUUUGGUCACUUAUUAACAUCGAGUAAUUAUAACGAUGAUGAGCGCAAAGUUACCGGCGGCAGAAAUGGAUACGGUGCUAAACUUUGCAAUAUAUUCAGCACAGAAUUUAAAGUGGAAACUUAUUCUGCUGACUCUGGUAAACAAUUCUCACAGACUUGGAAUAACAAUAUGUCUAAGGCACGAGAACCUAAGAUUACCGCAAUUGAAAAAUCCAAGCAAGAAUUUACGUGUAUUACUUUUAAACCAGAUUUACAAAAAUUUGGUUUAACACAUCUGACUUCCGAUAUUGUUUCGCUAAUGACUCGCCGAGCUUACGAUAUAGCUGCAGCAGCUAGAGGUGUUAAAGUUUAUUUGAAUGGUGAUCGAAUACCUAUAAAAACGUUUAAGGAUUAUGUGGAACUGUUUCUGGCAAAUGAAGAAAAGGAUGAUGGAGAAGAAGACAAGGAAAAACGUAAAAUCACUCACGAAAUUGUUAAUGGUCGGUGGGAAGUUUGCUUGACAGCUAGUGAUAGAGGCUUUCAGCAAGCAAGCUUCGUCAAUAGCAUAGCUACUACGAAGGGUGGUACUCAUGUCAAUCAUGUCGUGGAUCAGUUAGUUGAAAAGUUGAUGGGCGCAGUUAAAAAGAAGAACAAAGGUGGAAUCGAUGUAAAGCCUUAUCAAAUUAAAAAUCAUAUGUGGGUCUUUAUCAAUUGCUUGAUCGAAAAUCCAUCGUUUGACUCUCAAACAAAAGAAAAUAUGACACUUCGUGCUAAAUCUUUCGGAUCGUCCUGUAAUUUGAGCGAAAAAUUUAUUAAAGGAGCUUUGGGAUGCGGUGUUGUCGAAAGAAUAUUGAAUUGGGUUAGGUUUAAAACUCAGGCACAACUAUCAAAGAAGUGUUCGGCAUCCAAACACUCUAAGCUUAAAGGCAUUCCCAAACUCGAUGAUGCUAACGAUGCAGGAACUAGAAAUUCCAGUGAUUGCACCUUAAUUUUAACGGAAGGUGAUUCAGCAAAAGCACUAGCUGUUUCAGGAUUAUCCGUAGUUGGUCGUGAUAAAUAUGGUGUGUUUCCUUUACGUGGGAAAUUAUUAAACACUCGUGAAGCGUCUUCUAAGCAGGUUAUGGAAAAUGCUGAAAUUAACAACAUUAUCAAAAUUUUGGGUCUUCAUUAUAACAAGAAGUACAAUGAUGACGUCAGCUUGAAAUCAUUGCGUUAUGGCAAUUUGAUGAUAAUGGCUGAUCAAGAUCAAGAUGGUUCUCAUAUAAAAGGACUCUUAAUCAAUUUUAUACAUCAUAAUUGGCCUUCACUUUUACAACAACCCUUUUUGAAGGAAUUUAUAACCCCUAUUGUGAAAGUAACUAAGGGUAAAAACGAAAUAGCCUUUUAUAGUAUACCUGAAUUUGAAGAAUGGAAACAAAAUACUGCUAGCUAUAAAUCAUGGAAAGUAAAGUAUUACAAAGGUCUCGGAACCAGUACACCAAAGGAAGCCAAAGAAUAUUUCGCAGAUAUGUCUAGACAUCGCGUUGCAUUCAGAUAUGAUGGCAACGACGACGAUACUGCUAUACAACUUGCAUUUAGUAAGAAGAUGAUUAGUGAAAGGAAAGAAUGGCUCAACAAAAGUAUGGAAGACAAAAAGAAUCGAAAGUUGAAUAAUAAGCCUGAGCCUUAUCUAUAUGGUAAAGAAGUAUCCGAUAUCAGCUAUAGUGAUUUUGUUAACAAAGAACUGAUUCAUUUCUCCAAUGCUGAUAACAUACGUUCAAUCCCUUCUUUGAUGGAUGGCUUGAAGCCAGGUCAGCGGAAAGUAUUAUUUACUUGCUUUAAACGCAAUGAUAAGAAAGAUAUCAAAGUAGCUCAGUUAGCCGGUUCAGUAGCAGAAAUGUCAGCUUAUCAUCAUGGCGAGGCAAGUUUGAUGGGAACUAUAAUUAAUUUGGCUCAAAAUUUUGUGGGAAGUAAUAACAUCAAUUUAUUACAACCUAUUGGUCAAUUUGGAACGAGACUUCAUGGUGGUAAAGAUAGCGCUAGCGCUAGAUACAUAUUCACUAUGUUGAGUCCCGUGGCUAGGUAUAUGUUCGAUCAAAAGGAUGAACCGUUAUUAGAAUAUCAGUUUGAAGAUAAUCUGCGGAUUGAACCUGAUUGGUAUGCUCCUUUAAUCCCUGUGGUAUUGGUAAAUGGAGCAGAAGGUAUUGGAACAGGUUACAGCACACGUAUACCGAAUUAUAAUCCGAGAGAAAUCGUUGAUAAUUUGAAGCGCUUACUAGCUGGAGAGGAGCCGAUAGAGAUGCAUCCAUGGUAUAAAAAUUUUAAAGGUGAAAUCAAACAAGUUGAAGAGAAUAAAUACCAGAUUGAUGGUGUUAUUAAGAAAAUAAAUGAAACCACCCUUGAAAUUGUCGAACUUCCAAUUCGUACGUGGACACAAGCUUACAAAGAAGGCGUUUUGGAACCUAUGUUGCAUGGUGGUGAGAAAACGCCAAGUUUUAUAAGCAACUACAAAGAAUAUCACACGGAUACCACUGUUAGAUUUAUUGUCACUCUAACUGAAGCUAAUAUGGAAGCUGCUGAAAAAAUUGGGCUAUUAAAGAAAUUUAAGCUAGAAGGCAGUUUCAGCACGAAUAGUAUGGUCCUGUUUGAUGCUCAUGGUUGUCUACGAAGAUACGGAAAUGCUCAAGAAAUUUUGAAGGAAUUUUAUGAAACAAAGUUGGAAUUUUAUGUGAAACGUAAAGAAUGGUUAGAAGGACUUUUGGAAGCUGAAUCUAGAAAAUUAAGCAAUCAAGCACGAUUUAUUUUGGAAAAGAUUGAUGGAAAACUUGCUAUAGAAAAUAAGAGUAAACGCGACCUGAUCGCAAUGCUGAAAUCAGCAAAUUUUGAUUCUGAUCCUGUUAAAAGCUGGCAAAAUAAGCAGAAAUCCGUCGUUGAAAGUGAAGAAAGCGAUGCAUCUGAGCAAGAAACGGACGAAGGCCCAGAUUUUAAUUAUAUAUUAAAUAUGAACAUGUGGAGUUUAACUAAAGAAAGAAAAGAUGAACUCAUUGCCAACAAGAACAAAAAGAUUGCUGAGUAUCAAACAUUAAAGGAGAAAACUCCUAAAAUGCUAUGGCUUGAAGAUAUUGAAGUUUUCCUCGAAGAGCUGGAAGUGAGUUACAUUAAUUGA